AUGGAGUGGAUUGUGCUUAUUGUUGUCCUGGGAGCAGUUCAGCUGAGUUUGGCACAGAACUUUACAGACCAAUGCAAAGGAGUUCAGUAUGACAUUGUACGUCAUCCGGAUUCAAACAAGAAGUACAUUGUAUGUGCCUAUGGAAAUGGACAGGAAAUAAACUGCCCUACAGAGACCCCCAACGGGCAAAACUCAACAACACCUGUAGUACCCGAUACCUGCUUCGAUAGUUCCCUCAAAUCUUGCACGAAAGAUGCCUGCAAUAUACCAAAAGAACCAAGUGCGAUUGUCAAGGGAUACUGCGCUACAAAAGAUCCCUUGGAGAAGAUAGCCUCAGUAGACUGUGGCCAUUUUUACGUAUGCUUGGGCGAAAACGAUCCCUUUUAUGUUGAAUGUCCCAAAGGUCAGCAUUAUUCGCAGUUCGACCAGAAGUGUACAUCGCCCGCUUUGGCGAAAUGCAUGACUCCGGAUAAGCUGUGUGCCAAUACGGAUAAAAAUGCAACGUUUGCUGCCGAGAAUUGCAACGAGUACUAUGUCUGCAAUACCAACCAGUUGUCCAAACGCAAUUGUGCCUAUGGCUAUGUCUACAGUGAAGAAGCAGAGUCCUGUGUGGCCGAUGUUGCAAUGAGCUGUGGGGCCCACACCAAGCCCGAUUGCAGCGACUCGAAAAAUGCCAAUACUUACUUCGCCCAUAAGGAUUGCACCAAAUUCUACAUGUGUAUUCAAACUGAGGUCUACGAGGGCAAGUGUGCCACAGGAUACAGUUUCAACAGCAAAACUUCGUCCUGCCAGGCUGGUGUCUGUUAG
Molecule: messenger RNA, 807 nt
Organism: Scaptodrosophila lebanonensis
Lineage: Eukaryota; Metazoa; Arthropoda; Insecta; Diptera; Drosophilidae
Product: peritrophin-48-like
Exons: 3
Coding region: 1-807 (268 amino acids)
Cellular component (GO): extracellular region
Molecular function (GO): chitin binding
Source: RefSeq, a predicted model, not a curated record